Messenger RNA from Osmia lignaria (orchard mason bee), 990 nucleotides. It is a transcript of the gene GXIVsPLA2, whose product is annotated as phospholipase A2 group XII. Gene Ontology annotation, biological process: phospholipid metabolic process; arachidonate secretion; lipid catabolic process. Lineage: Eukaryota; Metazoa; Arthropoda; Insecta; Hymenoptera; Megachilidae. Gene Ontology annotation, cellular component: extracellular region. Gene Ontology annotation, molecular function: calcium ion binding; A2-type glycerophospholipase activity. The record is from RefSeq and is a predicted model, not a curated record.
AUCGUGGAUUACACGGAUACGCGUACGUCCAAGUCGUGUAGUAUUACAGAUAGUAUACAUAUAUACGUAUCGCUAUAUGUUAUAAUGACGAAAGUAUAGAGCAAGAAAUUAUUUCGUCGUCCGUUACCACGUGGCCACGAUCAUGUACGUUUACCUACGUACACAUGUGACUCGAUUUACCUAAAAAUAUCCAUAAGCCGAUGUAACGGUGUAUCAGUAGUGCAUCAGGAAGGUGUCAGAAUGGAUUUUUCGCAGUAUCGGAAAGCCCUGAUUUACGUUUUAACUUUCCUAGCGUACGCGUGGUCUGGCUAUGGCGCUGGUUUAUUAUCGAAUUUAAGAGAUGCUGUAUUAGCGGCAGAGUCGGUUUUUCAAGAUUUCUUCGAAAACGCGAUCACCGUGGCUAGAAAAAUCAAAGACAUACACGAAGUGUUUGACGCAGCCGUGGAAGAAACCUGCGUCUUCCAGUGUCCAGGAGGAAUCCCACCGAAACCGGAUUGGAACCAUAAACCGCAGAGCAACGGAUGCGGUUCCCUGGGAAUCGAAAUAAACCAAGAGUACUUGCCACUUACAGAAAUGACUAAAUGUUGCGACGCGCACGAUAUCUGUUACGAUACUUGUAAUUCGGAUAAGGAAAAGUGCGACUUGGAAUUUAAGAGAUGUUUAUAUAAAUAUUGCGAAGGGUAUCAAUCGUCCACCGUGAUCAACACGUGCAAAGCUGCCGCAAAAGUGCUGUUUACCGGUACCACGGCUUUAGGAUGCAAAAGUUAUAUGGACGCUCAAAAAGAAGCUUGUUACUGCGGAGAUAAAUGGAACAAGAACAAGAAACCGAAGAAAGCAGCUCAAGCGGGUGGAGAGCUAUGAAAAAGUAAUCCUCGUUUGCCUCGAUGAUCUGAAACUUUCAUUGUUUUAUAUUUCUAUUUGAAAUACGAAACUAUAAGAUAUAAAAUGUAAAAUGUAAUAUAGAAAAUAGAAUUAAGUACAAUAUUAAAA